This is a messenger RNA of Pipistrellus nathusii (Nathusius's pipistrelle), 381 nucleotides long. The record is from the annotation of a GenBank genome assembly. NCBI's taxonomy places the organism in Eukaryota, Metazoa, Chordata, Mammalia, Chiroptera, Vespertilionidae.
AUGGGCACCCUGGGCAAGGCGCGAGAGGCUCCGCGGAAACCUUCCCAUGGCUGCAGAGCUGCCCCGAAAGCAAAACUAGAGGCGAAGCCAGCCAGCAGCCCCUUCCCCUCCCAUCCCAGCCUGGCCCAGAUCACCCAGUUCCGGAUGAUGGUGUCUCUGGGACAUUUGUCCAAAGGAGCCAGCCUGGACGAUCUCAUCGACAGCUGCAUUCAGUCGUUUGAUGCAGAUGGAAACCUGUGUCGAAGUAACCAACUGCUGCAAGUUGUGCUGACCAUGCACCGAGUCAUCAUUUCCUCCACGGAGCUGCUCCGGAGAGUGAUCAUCCUAUAUCCUUUCAGCAGCCCCCCUGCAGCCCCAGGCGGGAGUGCACAGAGGAGCUGA